Labrus bergylta (ballan wrasse) is the source of this 1147-nucleotide messenger RNA. NCBI's taxonomy places the organism in Eukaryota, Metazoa, Chordata, Actinopteri, Labriformes, Labridae. The record is from RefSeq and is a predicted model, not a curated record.
CUCUCUCACUCUCUGUCUCUCUCUCUCUCUCUCUCUCAGGUGUUCACAUUACCCAGAGGAUGUACGGCUGUGAGUGGGAUGAUGAGACUGGAGAUGUUAAAGGUUAUUAUCAAGAUGGUUAUGAUGGAGAAGACUUCAUAGUUCUGGACACGAAGACAUGGACGUGGGUCGCUCCACAACAACAGGCUGUCGUCACCAAACAGAAGUUUGAUAAAGACAAAGCUCAGUUAGAGUAUCUUAAGAACUACUUCAACAAGGAGUGUCCUGACUGGCUGAAGAAGUAUGUGAACUAUGGGAGGAGCUCUCUGAUGAGAACAGACCUCCCCACAGUGUCUCUCCUCCAGAAGACUCCCUCCUCUCGGGUCACCUGCCACGCUACAGGUUUCUACCCCAACAGAGCCAUGAUGUUCUGGAGGAAAGAUGGAGAGGAGCUUCACGAGGACGUGGACAAGGGAGAGAUCCUCCCCAACCACGACGGCUCCUUCCAGAUCAGCGCUGACCUUCAACUGCCCUCUGAUGACUGGGGGAAGUACGACUGUGUGUUUCAUCUCUCUGGUGUGAAGGAGGACAUCGUCACCAAACUGGACAAACGAGAGAUCAAGACCAACUACGUGAAUCCCAUGAACACCGUCAUCCCCAUCAUCGCCAUCAUCGCUGCACUCGUUCUUCUCGGCCUCGCUGUCAUUGGAUACAAGAAAUACAGAGGCAGAAAAUCCUCAUGUGAAACGUCUCCUGAAAACAGCUCUGAGCUCGCUGAGAAACUGAAUCCAGAGCCUACAUGAUGAACACACCACCCUGCACCCUGUUUCUUGAAACAUUUUGCUCAGGAACAAUCAGAGUGAAGGUCGUCUGUGUGUGUUACUGGAGUCCACCUCUCUCACACUGCAGUCACCGUAACUCUCUGCAAGAUGAGCCAGAAUAAAAACAGACGAGUGGAGUUUCAUCUCAGUGGUGAACUGUCUUAAAUUUGUACCAAACACAGAUAAUAAUUCAAUCUGGUUCCUUCCACGUCUUUAAAAGGCCUCCCUAUGAUCACACACGUGAAAUAAAAUCAUCAGUUCAAGAUUCAUCUUCCAGUUGUGUAAAUAGUCUGCUUGUACAUUUUGUAUACAUUUUGUUUUUAUUACUAACAAACCAAAGCAAAUAA